Molecule: messenger RNA, 1995 nt
Organism: Cydia strobilella
Lineage: Eukaryota; Metazoa; Arthropoda; Insecta; Lepidoptera; Tortricidae
Product: zinc finger CCHC domain-containing protein 10
Exons: 3
Coding region: 161-571 (136 amino acids)
Molecular function (GO): zinc ion binding; nucleic acid binding
Source: RefSeq, a predicted model, not a curated record
UGUGAAGAUUUGUAAUCAAUGUAAUCAUUAUUGUUUUGGGAGCCACGAGGACCGGUGCCUUAAAGAAAACAACUAGCUAGGUUCAUUUUGCGAUUUGCGACUACCUACAUAAAAAGUAACCGACUUCAUUUGAAUCUCGAAGGUUCUUCAGCAUAUCAAGAUGACUCUGGGGCCGUACAACAGACACCAAUCCGAUAGGAAAAAGCAAGCAGCCUUGGCCGCGGCAUUCCCUCAAGGCAUCAAAUGCCAGAAGUGCCUUGAGUUCGGUCACUGGAGCUACGAGUGCAAAGGAAAACGCAAGAUUCUGGUUCGCCCGUCGCGGACCCAGGUCCUCAAGAAAAACUUGAAGGCUAAGGAAGCUAAAGAGGAACCACAGUGCAGUGGUGGUAGUUGUAAACUUGCAAGCAAGAAAAAGAAGCGCAAUGACUCCAGCUGCUCCGACUGCUCUGGCAGCUCCUCCGACAACUCCAACUCCUCAAGCUCCAGCUCAAGUUCUUCAGACAGUGAGAGCAGCAGCGACUCCGAGAGUGACAGCGACAGCAGCAACUCAUGCUCGGGGAGUGAUGCAUAAAUAAGCUCAUGGUAAUUGUAGGACCUUCUCACAGUAAAGUUUUUAUUAGCAUUAAAUUUCGUAAUCGGGUUAGAAGGUGUGCAGUGUCAAUUUUCUGUAGGUUAUCGAGCUUUCUAUGCCAAACUGAUAGAUAUCUGUAUUAUCUUGACUUUAUCUUGAGACAAUGGAAGUUAGCCACUUGUUUUUGGUGUUUUAAGUUAUGAAAUCAAGGGUCAAAUUGUAGAGAACAGAAAUUAACUGCGAUAGAAGCCCUUGUAAUGUUCCAUAUUAUAACUACCCCCUACUUUGCUUAUGUUUUAAAGUAAUGUGAAGCUUUACACUACCACACACAUUUACUGUGAGACAGGUUUAGAAGCAGUAACAAUGCUGGUCAUUUUAUUUAAAAAGAUUAUUUUUUGUAUAAAAGUGGUUUAGACAAUUCAUUUUGCUGGCAACAUCCUUCUGAGAUUGUGUUGUUUUGUUUGUUUCACCAGCCAGUGCUAUAAUUGAAGAGAACCUUCCUACCUAAAUCAAAUAUCGUUAUCUGCCUCUGUAUUACUCUUGCAUAUUCGAGUGAUGUAGAGGCACGAUAAUGAUUUUUGGAUGUUAGCGGUUGGCCCUUUGGGCAACAUUCGUACCAGUAAUCUUCGGACCUGGCUUGCCAGUAACUGGUAGUCUAAAUCCACUUAACUUGAUAGAUAACUUUUUGUGUGAUUUGAUUUUUAUUUAAUUCUUUACAAUGCUAGACUUAGGAUUUAUGAAUGUGUAGUUUCUUACUUGUGAUGUCUGUUACCUAAUUGCUAAUAAACAAUUAAAUUGUAACUUCAGUGAGUGAGUUAGUGUAAUGAAGAUAUUGUUGAAACAUUGUAAUUUGUUUAUUGGUGAUGAGGGUAAUUUUAUAAAAAGGAUUUUAACUUAUUAGAGUAAGAUUAGUGAAGAUACUAUUGUUUAGGUCACCUGAGAUAUUUGCAUGGGUAAUUUUGAGUUUUUGAUUAGGUCUAAGACCAAACGGUUUAGAUAAUUGAACAAAACACGAGUCCAUGGUCUAUAGAAUUACCCAUGUCAAUUUGUAGAUUGAUUUAUAGCAGUUUAUCUGGUGGAGAUCUAUGCGGGCGUAGGAUAUGAUAUAAUAAAAAUAUAAUCUUAUUUUCUGUGUUAUUCUGUACCUAUUGAACUAAGUUUAGAUUUUACAAUAUUACUCAUGACAUGUAAUGUUAGUGUACUAUUGUUUCCAUGCUUUGUACUAUACUUGCAUUGACGUAAGAUAGCAGUAGUAACAACACAGUAGAGUACAUGUUUAGAAUAUCUGUAUGUAUGCAUAUUUUAUAAGACUUGUAUGAUCAAAUAAAUGUCUUCAAGUUAGCAUUACGACUACAUUUUAAUUUCGUUUCUAUAGUCAACUCAUGAAUUUUGAUAAAAAAGUAAAUUAAAUAAUUGAUGGAUGA